AUGGCGUUUAGUAUUCUUUUGUCCAUCCUCGCAGUGGCUGUUGCUGCAGUUGCUCCUAUGCCGGACACUCAUGUCCGUCCUGUCCUGUCGGCACCGGUCAACAAAGACGCCAGGCAAUGCGAUUGCUUCGUAGUCUCCGGUCCUAACCCAGGAUACUUCCAGCACUACAAGCUGUGGGACUUCCGCGCCGUUCCCUUAAGCAAGUUUGCCAACUCAACAUCGUCCAUCUGGCCGGGUGAGGACGAGUACGACGAAGAUGACUCGAGCUGGGACUCGGACUGGGACUGGGAUGACUGGGUGGAUUACGAUGAUGACUCGGAGGUCAAUAUCACAAGCAGUAUAGGCGAAGGAGAGAGUCCCGAGCCUGACUCCUGGCUGUUUUUCGAAACACCCUUUGAAAAGGACUGGGGCAGCCAGGUAUGGGAGCGCCAUCGCACGAAGGAAUCUCCGGUGUCUAUGGUCAACAGCAAGCGGAACGUCUUCUUCACCAAGGAUCACGAACGAGGGAACAACUUGACCUAUCUGGUCCUGCGCACCACCCGCCACACGAACUAUACAUCGACCGCCGAGAUCGAGACCCGUAUCAGCAAUAUCUACCACGCCUCCAUCCGCGUGCGUCUGCGGCUCCUGCCCGCCAGCAUGACUAUACCGCAACCUGUUCAACCCAAGGACUGGCCGCCGCUAGACCCGCGGCAGCAUGCCAUCCCGAUCUUGAACAACAAAUCAACUUCCGUACAAGAUGACAGGCCAGCCCCUGGGGCAUGUGUCGGCAUCUUCACCUACCAUGACCUGAGCACUGAAUCAGACAUCGAAAUCCUAACCAAAGACACAUCAUAUCGCGUCCACUAUGCCAACCAGCCAGACUACGAUCCAGUUGCCGACAUCAUGAUCCCCGGCGCAAGCUCAGAAGUUGAUCUGCCCUUCGCCUGGACGUCAUGGUCAACACACCGGUUGGACUGGCUUCCGUCUAUCUCCCGGUGGUACGUGGACAAUCGGCUCCAAGAUGCCAAAUCGUACCGCGUGCCCAACCUGCAGAGCAUGGUGGUGAUAAACCUGUGGAGUGACGGCGGUGUCUGGACGGGAGACAUGAGGCUCGGAGACAGUAUUUACGUGGGCAUUGAAUGGAUCGAGCUGGCCUACAACACGUCCUCGGAUCAUAACAAGGGAAUGGACGUUCCUGUCUCGCAGCGUCAUGGCGGUCAUCAGCCCUUCCCACCUGCAAAUCCGUCGAAUCGAACUGGUAAUGGACACCCGACGAACUCGCCGCAUUCGCCAAACGAGCUGGAUGGCAUGUCCAAGAAGAAGAAGAAACACCGCAAGUGCAAGAAAGGGAGGAAGGGCCGGAAGUGUCGAGGCAAGCACCGCAAGGACCAUGAUGAUGAUGACCACGGCGGAGGGGACCCGCAACCUGAUUCGUGCCGUAGACCGUGCGCCGUUGAUAGUUUUCCGGGAUGA
This is a messenger RNA of Penicillium lagena, 1455 nucleotides long. RefSeq names its product glycoside hydrolase family 16 protein. NCBI's taxonomy places the organism in Eukaryota, Fungi, Ascomycota, Eurotiomycetes, Eurotiales, Aspergillaceae. The transcript has a single exon. Bases 1 to 1455 code for a protein of 484 amino acids. The record is from RefSeq and is a predicted model, not a curated record.